Molecule: messenger RNA, 1461 nt
Organism: Raphanus sativus (radish)
Lineage: Eukaryota; Viridiplantae; Streptophyta; Magnoliopsida; Brassicales; Brassicaceae
Product: oleosin-B3-like
Exons: 1
Coding region: 33-1160 (375 amino acids)
Biological process (GO): lipid storage; sexual reproduction
Cellular component (GO): extracellular region; monolayer-surrounded lipid storage body; membrane
Source: RefSeq, a predicted model, not a curated record
UCUCUCUUCCCAUCACCAAACCAUCAGAAAAUAUGAAAAACAAAUCCCAAAUCGAAGCAGCUCCGGCUCAGCAGCAGGGAAGUAUGUUUUCUUUUUUCAAUUUGUUCCCUUUUCUCCUCCCGACAUUUGAGGUUAUCAAGAUGGUUGUUGCUUCCGUCGCCUCAGCAGUCUAUUUAGGCUUCGCCGGUGUAACACUCAGUGGUUCAGCCGUGGCAUUAGCCGUAUCUACCCCCCUUUUCAUCAUAUUCAGUCCGAUUCUCUUACCUGCCAUUGCAGCCACUACUGUCCUAGCCGCUGGGCUCGGCGGUAAAAAAGCGGAUCAGCAGGCUCAGGCAGGUUCGCCGUCCCUAUCUCUGUUGGGCAUACCAGAGGCUAUUAAACCAAGUAAUAUUAUACCAGAGGCUGUUAAACCAAGUAAUAUUAUACCAGAGGCUGUUAAACCAAGUAAUAUUAUACCAGAGGGUAUUAAACCAAGUACUAUUAAGGACAAAAUCAAGGAAACGAUAGGCAAAGUCAAGAAUAAGAUCAAAGAGAAAAAGGAGGAAAAAUCUAAAGAAAAAGGUAAAUCUGAAGGUGGAGAUUCGUCUUCUUCGGAUGAGAGUAAACACAAAAGUGAAGGUAAACACGGAAAGGGUGAGAGUAAACACGAAGGCGGAGGUAAACAUGGAGGUGGAGGUUCGUCAAUGGAUAAAGGUAAGCACGGAAGCGGAGGUAAACAUGGAAGUGGAGGUUCGUCGACGGAUGAAGCUAAGCAUGGAGGUGGAGGUUCUUCUACGGGUGGAGGUAAACACGGAAGUGGAGGUUCAUCAAUGGGUGAAGGUAAACACGGAAGUGGAGGCAAACACGGAAGUGGAGACAAACACGGAAGUGGAGGCAAACACGGAAGUGGAGACAAACACGGAAGUGGAGGCAAACACGAGAGUGGAGGCAAACACGAGAGUGGAGGCAAACAUGGAAGUGGAGACAAACACGGAAGUGGAGGUUCGUCAAUGGGUGAAGGUAAACACGGGGGUGGAGGCUCUUCUAAAAAGGAGAAAAAAGAAUUCCAUUAUGCAGGUUCAUCUAUGGAUGCAAGUAGUUCAAGUGAAAGUUCAGAUGGAAGUUCAGAUGGAAGUUCAGAUGGUGAAAGUUCACAUGGGAGUGGUGGUAAACACAUGUGAGUAAACGUGAAUUCAUGGAAGAAUAAAAGACAUUGGUGGACCUAUUCCAAUGUUUAGCAUAUGACGUGUCAUGAAUUGUACGGCAUUGUAAGGGAAAAAAAACUUUUUACAAUUUUUAUGUUAAUAUAUGUAAUGGUUAAAACUGAUUAAUAUGAUAAGACAGAAAGACUAUUAUGAUACAAUGUAUAGUGAAAAUAUAAAAAUAAUGUAAUGUGGUAACAAUUAUUUCCAUUCCUUCUUGAAAGGACCUGGUUUAGCUAGCUUCCGAUAUUUAAUUAUAGAAAUUUAAUACUUAGAAAAA